Spirometra erinaceieuropaei is the source of this 1101-nucleotide messenger RNA. NCBI's taxonomy places the organism in Eukaryota, Metazoa, Platyhelminthes, Cestoda, Diphyllobothriidea, Diphyllobothriidae. The record is from the annotation of a GenBank genome assembly.
AUGACAGGCGCAACGAUCUACGAAGUCACCACCACCACCGCCGCCAAAGUCAAACGCAAGGCUCGUAAAUCUCAACUGCCCCCGCCUCGCAACGUUAACGCUCAACCACCCCCGACCUGCCCACGAUGUCGACGGACGUUCCGGGCACAAAUCGGUCUCAUUGGACAUCUUCGUACCAACUGCAGCACCCAGGCGACACAGCCCGAUGUCCCCCCGGUCCGCCUCUGCUUCGUCUCCAGGCCGGCAAUCAAAACUGACCAUACUCCUGAACCCCCACAGUCAUCCUCUUCCACCGCCUCAAUAUCCACUGCGACGGCUCCUGCACCCACCGCCACUGCACUCAAUCCAAACAAGCCGACAAACAUCAACCUCAACACCGCCAAAACCAGAGAUGUGGACUCGGUCCAUACCUGUCCUCAUUGUGAUCGCACCUUCAUCCCACACAUCGGCCUGGUCGGUCAUUUGCGAAUCCCUCGCACAGAGACUGUCAAACCAGUGCCUGGAGCACCCACCUAUACCCACCUCACUCGCCUCCACUGCCCACACUGCCCUCGCACCUUCACGCAUCGCAUGGGCCUACUAGGUCAUAUGCGUGUUCACGAGAGUGACAUAGACCGCCGUCCCGAUUCACCCACCACGCCAAACCCCACACCCGACUCAUCACCCUGUGCGCCCACCACCCUUUCCGCAACUGACAUCGACUUCACUUGCCCACGCUGUCCACGCACAUUCACCUCUCGCAUCGGCCUGGUCGGUCACUUGCGAAUCCAUCGCACAGAGACUGGCGAACCAGUGCCUGGAGCACCCACCUAUACCCACCUGAACCCCCACAGUCAUCCUCUUCCACCGCCUCAAUAUCGACUGCGACGACUCCUGCACCCACCGCCACUUCACUCAAUCCAAACACCCCGACAAACAUCAACCUCACCACCGUCCAUACCUGUCCUCAUUGCAAUCGCACCUUCACCCCACACAUCGCCCUGGUUGGUCAUUUGCGAAUCCAUCGCACAGAGACUGGCGAACCAGGGCCUAGAUCAACAUACAUCCGGCGCAACCGCCUCAACUGCCAUCACGGCACCCGCAUAUUCACCCACCGCAUGA